CAGUGUGUGACAGCAAUGCCGUGUCACACAGAAAUGGGUGACUUCUGUGAUCCAGAACGACGCGAACUCGCCCCCGUUUUAUGGAGACCUUUAUAGUCAGGGGGUAGCACUGAGCUCGGUCCGCCAACCUCACUUUAUGUUUGGGUAGAUUGCGGGAAAAGAGGAACUACUCGAUAGAAAAACAUGCCAGCUGAGCUGAGCCGCGUUGAUAUAUAUUUUUUUUUAAUUAUUGUGUCGCAAGUUUUUGCAACAGCGUUUCCUGUUGAAACGCUGCUAACUGAGAAGUUGCAACUGACAUCAUAUGCUGGAUGUAGUAAAACCGCGAUGGGGGCAGGAGCGCGAGGCUGAGGCUUCGUCGACUAAUUAGAGCAGCGGCAGCGUCGGCAGGAGCCGAUGCACCUUUGCCUGAACCCUGAGCUGCUGUGGGGUUUUUUUAUCGCUGGGAAAGUAUUGCUUGGUGUGACUGUGUGGGUGUGAAUGCGUGUGUUUGAUGUGGAUGCGCUAAUGUCGGGGUCUUGUGGCAGGGGAGGACGUGGCCAUCGCUUCCUGGCCGUGUGAGGCGAGUGGACCAGUCGCGAGGCAACAUGGCGCACAAGUGCAUGAGCGUGCAUGCCGGCAGAACCGCCAAAGCCACGCAUGUCAGGGAGCAGGACAACGGGGAUGGCUGUGACCUCCGGUGGGAGAAUCCCAAGAACAGGAGCCCUGGACAUGUGGCCAUGCUGGAGAAGACACGGGAGUUCUUUCAGAUCUGUGACAUAGAAGAUAAGGGAUUCAUCACACGGAGGGACAUGCAGAGGCUACACGGCGAGCUGCCCCUCACUGGCGAUGAGCUGGAGAACGUCUUUGAAACCUUGGAUGCUGAUGGCAAUGGUUACCUCACUCUGGAGGAGUUCUCCACUGGAUUCAGUGAGUUCCUGUUUGGGCGCCGGGUCUCCACCAAAGACCUGCUUUACCAGCACCAGGGUGAGCAGACGUUGGCAGACAGCGAUGAAGAAGAAGAGAAGAGCUUCGGCCUCCUCCUGGAGAACCUGGGGGCUAGCAACGUUUUUGAGGACUUCUCCGAUGUGCGUAGCCUCUGGACUCGGCUCCGCCACGACGAGCCGCACCUCCUGUCCAACUUCGAGGAGUUCCUGGCCAGAGUUACUGUCCAACUCAAGGAAGCCAACCAAGAAAAGCGGGAGAUGGAAAGCGCCCUGCAGAGGAAAGCAGCCACUCAUAACGAUGAACUUCAGCAGCUGUAUGAGGAGAUGGAACAUCAAAUCAAAACUGAGAAGGACCGCAUCCUCCACCAGGACUCUGAACACUUCUUGCACCGAAGUCAGAACCUGGAGCAGAGACUCUCCAGCAAGGAGUUGGAGCUGGAGCAGCUGGUGCAGAAGCAACGGAGGCUGGAGCGGGAGUGCCAGGAGCUCCACGGCGAGCAGGAGGAGACGCGUGUGGAGAAUGUGAAGCUGAAGACGACCAAUGAGCAGCUGGCAUGUGAGUUGGUGCACACGUCCAAGGAGCUGAGCCUGGCACAGGAGCAGCUGGAGAUGCUUCAGCAGGAGGCGACACGGCUGCAGGAGGAGCGAGAGAUGGAGAUGUACAGGCUGACGGAGGGCCUGCAGCGGGACAGGGCAGGCCUCCUGAAGCAGCUGGACCUGCUGAGGGAAACGAAUAAACAUUUACGAGAUGAGAGAGACAUCUGUUACCUAAAACCCAGGAAUUCUCCCCCAAUCCUACGCCCCUUCCAGAACCAGAGAUGUGGAGCAGUGGGUCUGAAGUUUGCGGAGGAGAUGCUGGGGAGUGAAGACAAUGUGGACACCCCCAAACGCAGCAACAGGAAGUCCAUCUUGGGCCUGAACGGCCAUGGGCAUCCUGUCAGGCCAGAUGGGGCCCCUCCCAUGGACAACCUGCUGCUCCAGAGGGUGAUAUCUAUGGAGGAGGACCCUCUGCCCCAGCCCCCCGCCAACCAAUGGAGCGUGGAGGAAGAAGCAGAGCCUACUGACCUGGAAAUAAGUAACAUCUACGCCGUCACUCGGGGCUCCACCAUCCAGGACGUGGCACCUGCUAAUGACAGGGCUCCUUCAUCCAGCAAGCAGACCCCCCCCCCAUCCCCCAGGGAGCAGCCUGUGGGCAGGGAGACCAACACACGGAUAGAAGCCACCAUCUCCAGCCCCGACCGCCUCUUCAAGGUUGUCGUUGUGGGGAACUCGAGUGUGGGCAAGACCUCAGUGCUUCAGCGUUUCUGUGACCACUCCUUCCUCCCAGGGACCUCCGCCACCAUAGGAAUCGAUUACAGUGUGAAAACAGUAACCAUGGACAACAGCCAGGUGGCGCUGCAGAUGUGGGACACAGCCGGGCAGGAGAGGUACCGAAGCAUAACCAAGCAGUUCUUCCGCAAGGCCGACGGCGUCAUCGUCAUGUACGAUAUCACCUCCCAACAGACCUUCUUGGCUGUCAGACAGUGGCUCGCCAGCGUUCAGGACAGUGCAGGAGGAGACAUUCCCAUCAUGCUCCUUGGGAACAAGCUCGACAUGGAGAGUGCGAGGGAAGUCCCAGUGCAAGUCGGGGAAAAGCUGGCUAAGGACUCCCAGCUGAUCUUCUAUGAGUGCAGUGCUUUCUCAGGCCAAAAUGUGACUGAAGCCAUGCUCCAUCUGGCAAGGGUUCUGAAGGAGCAGGAAGACGAGGAGAAGGAGAGGACCAUCCAGCUGGCUCACAGCCCACCAACCACGAGGAAAAAGUCCUGCUGUUAGGACAAGGAAGAGUUCAGAGGUGGGAGAGCCAGACAGCCGGUGAAAACAUCCAUUCAUGCCGUAAUGGCAGUUGAUGUGAAAGGACACCUGAAAUUGACACUUCUGGAUUUAGUUCUUUCUAUUAAAAACACUGCAAUCCUGAGUGUUGUAGUCAAUAGGCUGGCCACAGCUGUGUGCAGUAAUAUGAACGUCGCUGAUCAGUCCAGUUAAAAAUAGACAUUUGAUCAAAUUUUCUCCACCCAUUUCUCGAAGUAUCGUUUCAGUAUAAACUAAAAAGAUGCUUUUUUCUGAAGUAAAUUAUUUUUAUUCACGUUUGUAAAUGAAGGAACAACGGUAAAUUAAACUUAAAGAGCAUAAAGUAACUAUCAUUACAGGCAUCACAGUUAUAAUUAACGGUUGUGUCAGCACUAGAGACAAUUAUUCUUCAUCCCCAAGUGCACAAGCGUGAACUCUUUGGAUAGUUUAGCACUAUCGUGACACAGCUGUCAUGAAUAAAUGGUGAUCAUUUAUACAAUGGCCCUGGUUCGCCCAAAUUAAGUACUCUGGUAAGUACACUAUAGUAGGUAUUUCAAAUAUUUAUAUAUUAGAGUUUUAUUUAUAUAUACAGCGUAUUUGAAUGUAUUUGUCUGUACUUUUACUAAGAAUGAUCUCAGUCCGUAAAUGAAGGCUAGUAUCACAUGUCGAUAUUUAUUUAAACCUCUGCGUAUUAACUAAAAUCACUCCAUGUCACUCGCUGUCUGUAACGUGAUUCAUCCAUUCUUGUUGCAGUAAAGCUUUGCUUUGUGGUUCUGUUUUCUUAGUUUAACGUCACUGGGUACAAGACCUGAGGACAAAAUGCCAGAGACUUUUAAAGACUGUUGUAAAUGUACUUAAUGACUUUGAGUAUUUCUCAAAUGAAUCAGAAUACAUCUGCAUGGGUCACAGUGGCUGCCGGUUCUCAGUAGACCUUAGCAGCUGAGGUGUGUUGGCUGUACCGGGGCUCGCUAAUGUAACGGUGAUGCGUGGCCAGCCGACCAAAGCUGAUCUUACUGCAGAGAAGCUCUGGUGGCCUGGUGUGUCAUUUUCACACAAACACACAUUGCAGCUGUACUAUGUUGUGAGCUGAGGGGAGAUCGGACACGCUUGUUUGGUUGUAAAUCGAGCUGUUUGCAAUGAAAGUGUGCAUUUUUGUACCUUUUAUUGUUUUGUGAUGUUCUCUUUGAUACCAGUAAAGAGGUCUCUGACAGAA
Molecule: messenger RNA, 3963 nt
Organism: Paramormyrops kingsleyae
Lineage: Eukaryota; Metazoa; Chordata; Actinopteri; Osteoglossiformes; Mormyridae
Product: EF-hand calcium-binding domain-containing protein 4B-like
Molecular function (GO): calcium ion binding; GTP binding; GTPase activity
Source: RefSeq, a predicted model, not a curated record